AGAAAUUCAUAAUUUAGAGAAAGAGAUGAAUGACAAAGUGUAUCCAUCAGCGAAGCCCACUGCCAACGGCGGCGGCGGCGCUCCCACCGCGGCGAACCCGGCGUUCCCGACGAACAAAGCGCAGUUCUACAACUCCCCUCGGCCGACCACCGCCGCGGCUGCUGCUGCUCGUGCUGCCUCUGGUCGACUCUCGCGGCGGCUGCUGCUGCCGCGAGUUCGCCAACUCGCAGGCCCUCGGCGAUCACCAGAACGCGCACAAGAAGGAGCGGCAGCAGCUCAAGCGCGCCCAGCUGCAGGCCAGCCGCGACGCCGCCGCCUCCUACAUGCGCAACCCCAUGGUCUCCCCUCUCUCGGCCGAUCCUCCUCCACCUUGAAAGAUUCCGAGUUCCCCGCCUCCGACGGCCGGAAAUACGAGUGUCAAUACUGCUGCCGCGAGUUCGCCAACUCGCAGGCCCUCGGCGAUCACCAGAACGCGCACAAGAAGGAGCGGCAGCAGCUCAAGCGCGCCCAGCUGCAGGCCAGCCGCGACGCCGCCGCCUCCUACAUGCGCAACCCCAUGGUCUCCCCUCUCACUGCCGAUUCUCUCCACGCUAUACACAAUUUAAAAGCUCGACAACAAUAUAAGAGAAACUUCAAAGGAGUUUUACCUUGAUGAAGCACGGUCGUAUGUUGCCAACGACGUCUCUACUACUGUUGUUUCCAGCAAACCACCGGCGAAAGAAGAGGAGAAAAAGGAAGAAAUGAAACACGAAAUAAAGAAAAGAAAGAAGAAGGAGAGCGGUUGUUGCUAUUCACAAGAGAUUAUAGGCUUUAUUUAUAGGUAGAGAUAGCUACCAAAUCCCUGAACUUAGCCGCCGAAGAGUGGAGUUCCAGCUAUUCUUCCAACUAUGAACUUCACUCCAUUUCGAUUAGUGGAGCAUGGGUUAAUGAUAAAAGCUGUUUAGUGGUGGGGAUAUGGUGAUUUCGGUAGUGGAUUUGGGGA
Molecule: messenger RNA, 982 nt
Organism: Salvia miltiorrhiza (redroot sage)
Lineage: Eukaryota; Viridiplantae; Streptophyta; Magnoliopsida; Lamiales; Lamiaceae
Exons: 1
Coding region: 26-652 (208 amino acids)
Biological process (GO): trichome differentiation; gibberellic acid mediated signaling pathway; trichome morphogenesis
Cellular component (GO): nucleus
Molecular function (GO): transcription cis-regulatory region binding; DNA-binding transcription factor activity
Source: RefSeq, a predicted model, not a curated record